Penicillium cosmopolitanum is the source of this 702-nucleotide messenger RNA. RefSeq lists its product as uncharacterized. Lineage: Eukaryota; Fungi; Ascomycota; Eurotiomycetes; Eurotiales; Aspergillaceae. The record is from RefSeq and is a predicted model, not a curated record. Gene Ontology annotation, molecular function: hydrolase activity. Bases 1 to 702 code for a protein of 233 amino acids. The transcript has 3 exons.
AUGUAUCCUGCCACUGAGAGCUCCCCAGUCUACUUCGACUCCGUCGCUAAUGGUACCUGGCUCCUGAAAAAGUCUCUGACAAAUUACGCCAAAGCCUGCCCGGACUCCAAGAUUGCGGGUGCCCAGGUCACUUCGAACAAUUUCUGUGGAAUGGCUGCUAUUUGGGGUCUGCAGGGCGGAAUUGAGGCGCAACACACACCAGCAGAGCUGAAGCAGACGAUUGAACUCUCCGAACCGCUUCCGGAGGAAGUCAUCAAGAACGUCAUUUCGGUCGUCCUCUUCGGUGAUCCAACGCACACCAGCAACGCAACCUACAACUACGGCACCUACAACCAAAGUGGAAACGGUCUAUUCUACCGCUCGGAUAUAAGCACCUGCGAAGCACUAGGCAAUGGAAUCCGUUCAUACUGUGAUGCCGGAGACCCUUUCUGUGAUAUUGGUGCGUACCACGAUAGCGUGGCUCCAUUCAUCAAUGCGACCGCACACAUGAUGUAUGUUCAGAAUUAUGGGGAUGAUGUCGUUCCUUUCCUUGUUGGGAGAUAUCAUAAUAUUAGCAGCAAUUAUAAUAGCACCGGUAGCAGGUCGACUGCGACGGAGUCGGCUUUGCCGUCGUCUACUGCGGAAUUGAAUGGUGCGGCUGGGUUGAUGCCGAUGACGAGGAUUGCUUUGAUUGCUGCUUUGUUGGUGCAUGUUUUGAUUUGA